AUGAGCCGGAAGCUCGCCCCCGAAGCAAAUCGGAUUCUCUUCGUCAAGAACCUCAGCUACAACGUAACAGCAGAGCAACUUUUUGACUUGUUCGGGAAAUUUGGGCCUAUUCGCCAAAUCCGUCAAGGCAUUGCCAACAACUCCAAGGGCACAGCAUUUGUGGUCUACGAGGACGUACACGACGCCAAGCAGGCAUGCGAUAAGCUCAAUGGCUUCAACUUCCAGAGCAGAUACUUGGUCGUAUUAUACCACCAGCCAGAAAAGAUGGUUCGCUCAAAGGAGGAUAUCCAAGAAAGACAGGAGAACCUGGAACGACUUAAACAGCAGCAUGGGAUAGAGUGA
Penicillium daleae is the source of this 342-nucleotide messenger RNA. Its product is annotated as putative pre-mRNA branch site protein p14. The record is from RefSeq and is a predicted model, not a curated record. Gene Ontology annotation, molecular function: mRNA binding. Gene Ontology annotation, cellular component: ribonucleoprotein complex; nucleus; cytoplasm. NCBI's taxonomy places the organism in Eukaryota, Fungi, Ascomycota, Eurotiomycetes, Eurotiales, Aspergillaceae. The transcript has 5 exons. The coding region runs from base 1 to 342 and encodes 113 amino acids.